Rhineura floridana is the source of this 1713-nucleotide messenger RNA. RefSeq names its product scavenger receptor cysteine rich family member with 4 domains (gene SSC4D). Bases 1 to 1713 code for a protein of 570 amino acids. The record is from RefSeq and is a predicted model, not a curated record. NCBI's taxonomy places the organism in Eukaryota, Metazoa, Chordata, Lepidosauria, Squamata, Rhineuridae. The transcript is spliced from 10 exons. Gene Ontology annotation, cellular component: membrane.
AUGAAAACUGGUCCCUCUCCAGGACACAGGAAGAGAGACCAGAGGCCUGGGCUUUGGGUACCGCCUGCCUUGCUGAUCUGGCCAGCUCUGGGCCCCUUCCUCUUCUUCCUCCCCACAGCUGGUGGCUCCGAGGCUGCACAGGUGCCAGUUCCAGAGCUCCAGCUAGUCAAUGGGCGCAGCCGUUGCCAAGGACGUGUGGAGAUCUUCUACAACAACGCUUGGGGCACCGUGUGUGAUGACGACUGGGACAUUGUGGAUGCCAAUGUGGUUUGCCGCCAGCUCGGUUGUGGCCAUGCCAUAGCCAUGCCACCCACGCUCUUCUUUGGCCCGGGGCGCGGUCCCAUCUUCCUAGACAAUGUGGACUGCAAAGGGAGAGAGGUGGCCCUCAGUGAGUGCAGCAGCCAUGGAUGGGGCAUCCACAACUGUUACCACUACGAGGAUGUUGCUGUCACAUGUAACGAGCUCUUGCCCACCCAAGCAUCAAGGGGACCAGGCGGCAGAACAGCCACGGCCUCAUUACAGAAUGGGGGAAGCAACGGUAGCCUCCGACUGGUGGGCGGAGCCAAUUCCUGCCAAGGCCGAGUGGAGGUAUUCUACAAAGGGAACUGGGGGACGGUGUGUGAUGACGACUGGGGGCUGAGCGAUGCGGGCGUGGUGUGCAAGCAGACGGGCUGCGGGCGUGCUGUGGAGUACAAGACCAACGGCUACUUCGGCUAUGGCACGGGGCGCAUUCUCCUAGACAAUGUGAAUUGCGAGGGGAGCGAGCCACACCUCUCGGCCUGUUUCAGCCUUGGCUGGGGCAUCCAUAACUGUGGGCACCAUGAGGACGCUGGCGUCAUCUGUGCUGGGCUCAGGACAACGACUGCCACGGCUGUCACCACCUCAGUGGCCCAGGACUCUGAGCAGUCAUUUGCAGAUACAGACACAGUCACGGAGGGCCAAGAACAACCUUCUCCUGAAACUGAGAUGAUGGUGACCUCAGCUUUCCUACUGCUGGAAAAACAACGUGGCGGCAUCCGACUAGCAAAUGGGAACAGCAGCUGCCAAGGCAGAGUCGAGGUCCUCUAUGGGGACACCUGGGGGACCGUUUGCGACGACGACUGGGAUUUCCCCAAUGCCCAGGUGGUCUGCCGGCAGGUGGGCUGCGGCUCGGCACUUGUGGCCACCGUGCUGGGCUACUUUGGCUACGGCACCGGGCCCAUCCUUCUGGACAACGUGGACUGCGCUGGCACCGAGGCGGACUUGGCCGACUGCUUCAACCUGGGAUGGGGGCAACACAACUGCAGGCACCACGAGGACGCCGGCGUCAUAUGCAGCGGUGCAGAAGAAUCCGGAGAGCCCUUCCAAGAAGACCCUUUUGCCAUGCCCCCUUCGACCACCACAGGCCCCAAGGAUGGUUUCCUGCGCCUGGUCAAUGGCAGCCACCGCUGCGAAGGGCGGGUGGAGAUGUUCUAUCUCUCUCAGUGGGGGACGAUCUGCGAUGAUGCGUGGGAUGUCAAGGAUGUGAAAGUGGUCUGCCGGCAGCUCGGCUGUGGGGUUGCCUUGGCCGCCUCAGGGGAGGCCCAUUAUGGCCAGGGCACCGGCUACAUCUUCCUCGACAACCUCAAGUGCAAAGGGGAUGAGACAUCCCUGCUGCGUUGCUCCCACAUCCGCUGGAACGUCCACAACUGCGACCACUCGGAAGACGCCGGUGCCCUCUGCAAACUCCGAUGA